Styela clava is the source of this 797-nucleotide messenger RNA. RefSeq lists its product as uncharacterized. Lineage: Eukaryota; Metazoa; Chordata; Ascidiacea; Stolidobranchia; Styelidae. The record is from RefSeq and is a predicted model, not a curated record.
AACUACAUUUUGUGUAUACUUUAUGACAGAAAAUAUCAGUAAAAUAGAACAGGUAUUAGAGUGUACACUGUCAGCUAAUAUUUGAGGAAAAUAAACUUGGAAAGGAAAGAUAGAGCUACAAACACAACUUUUAUUCAAUGCCAGUUUAUUUCACACUGAAAAUGAUUUAUCACAUGCGGGCUGAAUUUAUUGGAUGUAUGCUUCUAGUGGCUUCACAAAUUACGGUGUCGCAUUCAAAUUGUUCUUCUUCACAAGAUUCUAACCUUGAGAGUAGUCCCACAAAAAAUGUUGGGUUAUCGAUCUCUCUUGUAAUGGGAAUAGUAUUUGCAGCAGAGAUGAUAUACUUUGUUAUUCGCAGGUUUUGUAGAUUGAGAAAAGCGGAAGAGAUGAAAUUGCAAGAUGUUGAGAUGGUUAUGAUAGAUAUGCCUGAAUCUAUUAACAUGGUUAUAGUGGAUAUGGCGGUAACCCCGCAAAAUAAUACAUUCUGCGGAGGUAUACCACCGGAAAGAAAAGAGGGAAAUGGUCAUGGAUAACUCGUGGAUAUGAAUAACGCAAACAAAAAAGUGGCAGAACGUGUCAAAGACGACAAAAUGUUAUGGUCUGAACAUUGGGAUCAUUUUAAUAUAAUUACAAUUUUUGCGUUUCACUUAUGUAAUGUUUUUGUCACUAAUAAUUUCGUUUAUGCUGUAUAGGAAAUAUAAAUAAUCUGAAUAAAUACUGAAUUCAUAAUUUGAGUCUAUGCUAUUCAAUAUUUAUUAGAAUUUUUUUAACUGUAUUUUACAAAGCUUAAAACAGUC